CUGCUGGAAACAGCCUUAGUGGCCUAGUGGCAUGUGUCUGAUCUGAAGAAUGGGAGAGUAAGCAAGCAAGUAAAGCUGCCCAGAAAAGGGCUGGAGCUGCUAGCUGGAUUCUUCUUCUCUCGGCUGCUGUGCGCCGUGCGCGGCAGCUUCGGUAGCCGUGGUCAAGCAGGGAGGGGAGGGACCGUCGGCCAUGGCGUCCUGCGCGGCGGCGCGCAUGUUCGCGUACAACGCCACGCUCUGCGCGUGCGACCCCGGGUACUACUACCACCUCGGCGGCGACGGCACGGCGAGCUGCGCCCCGAUGCCCGGCGGCGGGUGGGGGGACUGGAAGGUGGGCGCCGUUGGCGCGCCGCGGAACCAGAGCCUCUACUUCCUGGCGCCGGUGCUCCCCAUCGACGCCAUCCACCGCCUCACCAGUUCCCAGGCCCUGCUCCUCGAGGCGGCGCUCGCGUCGCUGCUCUGCUGGCUCGCCUUCUGCGCCGCCGCCAGGUUCGCCGGCCGGGACCCCCGCGGGGAGACGAGGCUGUUCCGGGCCCGGUACUGGAUCAGCCGCCUCGACUGCCUCUUCGACACCAGCCACUGGGCGGGGGAUCAACAAGUACUAAGAAAAAGGAAAACCGAGCUUGGUGGCACAUGCUCAAUGGCUAGCUUGACCCUCUUCACCGGAUUAUUGACUGUGCUCCUGUAUCAAGCCAUCAAAAGACGCAGCAUUGAGAUGCAUCGAGUCAAGCCUGCCAACACUCCAGACCUGCUGUCUUUCGUGAAUGAUCUUGAGUUCCACAUCACCACCAUCUCCGGCAUGUCCUGCGCUCAAGCAGUUGCACCUUCGACAUUUGCUAUGGGGACAGCGGGGUCCAUGGAUUUCAGGGUGGUUCCGCUGCCAACGUUGUUCACCUACAGCUGCGCAAACACGAGCCAGGGGCCGUCCAUUACGCUCAAGUGCAAUGGCUGCCGGAUGCCUCCGAGAGACCAUUUCAUAUCCUGGCAGUUCGUUGACCUGCCAGGGCAACCAGCUGCGGCCGUCGGCUUCCAGUUCAACCUGACUGCAAGGCAGCACGGCAAUAACAAGCAUGGGAGCUUUGUGAGUGGCACGUUGAACUCUGACGGCUAUGCCGAUGAUGGCAAGCUGAGGACUUUGAGGGGAAAGGACUCCAAUGUUCUGAAGAUUCAGUUGUUCCCUCAGAUGUACAACAAUCUUGGUAACCUGAGGAUCUUGCAACCAUUGGUUCAGGACUUCACCCAAGGGUCUGCAUUUUCAGAUGUUGGCAGCUUGAAUGCGUCCCUGCAGAACCCCAGGGAUGGAGUGGUGAAUACUACGAUCUACAUAAGUUAUCUCUCGGAUUACAUUGUGGAGAUCAACAAUGAGAGUGUAGUAGGCCCAGUUAGUGUAGUUGCGAGUAUUGGCGGCCUUUAUGCCUUCAGUGUGGCAAUUUGUCUCUGCCUCAUGACCCAAUGUGAAGCUAGGAUAAAGAAGCUUCGUAACGAGGAUACCAGAAUGCUGAAAGUUUUGAGCAAACGACGUGCUCGACAGAAUUGGGAUAAGGUGCGGAAGUAUGUCAUGUAUACCUGGGGUCCAAGCAACCUAGAUCCAACUAAUAAAAGUGGCCAGCAGCCUGAAGGUUCAGUGAUGGAUUCUCUACAUAGAUCCUUCCACAAGAGAAGAGAACCAAUUAGACAAGCAACAUCAGGUGUUAGCAGACCUAAUAAAGCUCCUGCUGAUAUGGGCGCGACUGAUAUCGAAGGAGCUGCAGAAAUGCAGUAGCCAAGCAGUUCUUGAUAGCCUUGAUGGAUGGGUGCUUUAGCUGCAAAGUCCUCAUAGGUCAUUUGACUCAUUCCUAGCCCUUCCAUUUCCCACAUAGAUGGAUCUUUCAAAAAAUUGCCCAUUUGCAUAGGCCUGCAUGAAGAUGAGUGACAGUUUUGGUGCAUGUGGUCACUGUGAAGAAUUUUCAAUGUAAUGUUCUAUUAUGAAAAGCGGCAAAAAUUGUACAGAGGCAGUGGUUGGAUGCACCUGAAGCUGCAGAGCUAGACCUCCACCUUGUUCUUGGUAUAACUCAUUCACUACCCGGUUGUUAUGUUCUAGUUAGCACUGUUAACACGCAGUAAUCGAGCAGCAUAUAGAACUAACAAUCUAUUGCAUAGUGAAUUUGUGAUUGAUUGGUUGGCUGGUGCUUGUUCGAAAUGAAUUUGUGUUGGCAUAUGCGCAAAAUAUUGAUUGCCAACUUAUGUUCCUGUCCUGAAACAGAAUCAGCUUUAUAAAUUGAAUUUAUGCCCUUUGUGCAUUCAAUGUA
Panicum virgatum (switchgrass) is the source of this 2288-nucleotide messenger RNA. RefSeq lists its product as uncharacterized. The record is from RefSeq and is a predicted model, not a curated record. NCBI's taxonomy places the organism in Eukaryota, Viridiplantae, Streptophyta, Magnoliopsida, Poales, Poaceae. The coding region runs from base 191 to 1762 and encodes 523 amino acids. The transcript has 7 exons.